AUGGCUACAGAAACGAGCCUGAAGAUGAUCAGAAUGUGUGAUGUGAAUUACACCGACGAGUCAGGCUACACACACUUUCACGCGGCCUGCCAGUUUGGCUGUGUCGACGUCGUCCGAGAAUUCCUCGAGCACAGACAGGAUCCCAAUUGUAUCUGGACAGAAACCGGUAAUUCGGCACUAGACAUUGCUUUGAGUAGUGAGGCUGAAUCGAUCAGUGAUAUAAUGGAAAUGCUGCUGAGAGGAGGCGCUGAUCCAAAUUUAGUCAACAAGAAAGGUUUGACACCUUUGCAUAUUAUAGCCAAAGAAGUCUUUCAUUGUGAGAUAGUAGAGCUAUUCUUCCAAAUAAACGAUGAAUUGAAUCAGCGGGUGCAGGUCGAUGCCCGUGACAAGUUGGGUAAUACACCAAUUCAUUUGGCUUUGAAAUACAGUGAUCGGAAGAAGAUGAUGGAGGUGCUGCUGAGAAGAGGAUUUAGUCUCUGGACACAUUUUAAGUACUCCAAGAGGCAUGUGUAA
Trichogramma pretiosum is the source of this 513-nucleotide messenger RNA. RefSeq names its product ankyrin-1-like. NCBI's taxonomy places the organism in Eukaryota, Metazoa, Arthropoda, Insecta, Hymenoptera, Trichogrammatidae. The transcript has 3 exons. Bases 1 to 513 code for a protein of 170 amino acids. Gene Ontology annotation, molecular function: protein binding. The record is from RefSeq and is a predicted model, not a curated record.